CGGAAUAUUCCCUACUGACAAAAUGCUUGAGACCAUUUCCCGAAAACUAUAUAUAGCAAUCUUUGAAUCCCAAAAUUUGCCCUAGAACUUCUUGAACAGCCGCAACAUGCUCCUUCGCACCAAACAGUCACUUUCUCUCUCUUCACUCUACACUUGCCACCGCCACCAGAUUCGCGAAGGGGUUUAGGGUUCCGUCCAUGGACGCCGUUGAAUUGCCGUUACCAGUUGACGUGGCAGCUGCCCCCAAAUUGAUGGGAUCGGAGGGUUUCUCGCUAAUUCAAAAUGAUGUUGCAAGUAUAAAAACGGCAGCUGAGUUUCCUUCCUGCAAUAAAUUUGUAGAAACUCAACUCUCUAAGAAUUCUAGUCUGCUGCCCCAUCUCAAGGGUGAAGAGGCGUCCAAAAAUAUGCCUAGUGGUAAUGGCAGAAAUUGUCCUGUAAUUAAUUCUAGAUUAGAAGGUGUACCAUUUCAACGAAAAUCAGCAAAAUCAAACAGGAGUAAUAGUUCUUGUUCAAAGAGGCCACGGAUGUCACAACCAGAAGAUUCUUUAAGCCCUAAUGGAAUUGAGGAGUCAAAGGAUAUUUCUGAUAAACUUGGAUCUCAUAAUUUAAACUGUACUUCUCCAGAGAAAAAUCAAUUACCCAAGCAAAAGAGCAAUUCUAGCAAGCGUGGUGAUAAGAGGAAUUUUAAAGUGCCUUCUGCCAAGGCUAAAUUUGAGUCAUCCUCUAUGAAGAUGGGUGCAUCAAUCUUCAGUUCUACGUCUGGGGGGAACAACUUUUUUGGGCUAUAUGGUCUGAAACAUGAUUUUCAUGAUGUCACAAAGCUUAUUGAUGAACCACCGUUAGAUGAGCUCCUUAGGGGCACUUUUGAGUGCCCCAUUUUAAGCAAAGAUAAAGGGAAGAAAACAUCAAGUGUGAGUGAUAGUUUUUUAAAUUCAGUAAGAAAGGCAUGCUCUAUCCUUCAGUGCCCAAAACCCGUUCAGUCCCAAAAUAUGACUGAGAUGGAUUACUCCUCCAACAUGAAAAUGUCAACUUGCCAAUUGAGCUCAGUUUGUGCAGUAGAAAGUGUUGGUAAUGGGGAUAAAGAGCAGUCUUGUACAUUAGAUAUGUCUUCAUGUCAGAAGGAUCAUUGUAGUGAAGUAGAAAGUACAACUAGUCCGCUUGACUUCCCAUUACAUCAACCUAAGGAUGUUUUGGAACGAAUUGCACUCCAUCCAUUCCAGGAUUUGGAGUCUUUGCUGCUUGAUGUGUCCAAGCCUGCUGUUACCACAAAGAAUGGUAUUGAUCAACGGUCAGGCAAGCAAGUGUCUCGUCGGCCAAGCCUGCCAACCUUUCCAUGGUCACAUGCUUUUGGUGGCCAUUCUAGAACUAAUUCUGACACAGGUAAGUUAUCAACAAGUAGAAGCAUGUGCCAAGGUAAAUGGUCAAGGACAUGUGUCAUUGCUAGCUCUACAGAUGCUGAUCGCAGUUCCUUCACAAACCUUGAUUCAUUCAGUUAUGAUCAGAGCCUUGUUCCUUCAUCUGGUAGUUCAGACAAAAAGAAUUUCUCAUCUUUAUUUGCUAACCUUCCUUUCCAUCUGUUGGAUUCUUCAUCUUCUGUAUCAUGUUCAGAAGAUUCUUGGGCUAAAGCAGAAUUUGGAGGCCCAGCUGAUACUAAAGAGAACGAUGAGCGUUGUCCAAGAGUAUUAACUGCUGCACAAACUCUCUGUGAAAUUGCAACUCAUUCACAGAGGCAGAACUCAGAUGGAAUUUUAAGAUGGCAAAGGAAAACUUCACAAAAGACCAUGAAAGCUUGCCACUAUAAAUCAAAUGAGAAACUUGAGGAGACAUCUUCUAGACCAAUUUCAAUGAUCGGAUCUGACAUGGUGGCCAGAAGUGUGGAGCAGAUAAUGCCCUCAAAGAAGCCAAGACUUUCCAUAGUCGAGAAUAAGAACAGUGGUUACUCCAAUAUUGCCAAGAAAGGACACAUUGUGUGGCCUAUUUCAAAAUCAAGUAGAUCGUUUCCCAGUAAACAAGUUAGAGACUCGUUUGUGGAAAACAAACGCACAAAUGCCAGCAUCUUGAAGCAACAUUGUAUGAUGCCCCCACCUGCAAGGGGUUUAGAUAAGACUCGUGAUGGUCAGCAGCAGGUUGGAAAAUUAGUAGUGAUGGAUUGGAAAAGGGGAAGAGACAACACAGAUUGACCAAACAAUUAUUGACAGUAGACGCAUCAGCAGCUGGCAGCUGUUGUGUGAUUAGCAAAUGAUAGGUUAGUAAAAGGCUUCUUUGUACAUAUUGUUAUGUUGUGGCUGCAAGCCUGCGAUGAAUUUGUUGCUAGUGUUUAUGUUGGAGAGGCAAACAUGAUUCAAAUGUUGUAACAUUAAAACAGGUGUAUAAAACAGCAGAAUUCUUUGCUUACCGCAGAGUACCAAGCAUUAGUGAGAUUAAGUUCCCUCAU
Messenger RNA from Glycine soja, 2434 nucleotides. RefSeq lists its product as uncharacterized. Bases 198 to 2180 code for a protein of 660 amino acids. The transcript has 7 exons. Lineage: Eukaryota; Viridiplantae; Streptophyta; Magnoliopsida; Fabales; Fabaceae. The record is from RefSeq and is a predicted model, not a curated record.